Chiloscyllium plagiosum (whitespotted bambooshark) is the source of this 429-nucleotide messenger RNA. The record is from RefSeq and is a predicted model, not a curated record. Lineage: Eukaryota; Metazoa; Chordata; Chondrichthyes; Orectolobiformes; Hemiscylliidae.
CUGAACCCCCAUUCCGAACCUUUGGAAUUGGAUUCCCGCUUCUGGGAACUCCGGGACAGCGUGGUGCAGUGCGAGCUGUUGAUGCUGAGGGUCCUCAACUUCCAAGUCUCCUUUCGGCAUCCCCACAAGUACCUCCUGCACUACCUGGUCUCCCUGAAGAACUGGAUGAACAGCCACGCGUGGGAGCGGACGCCGGUCGCGGUUACUGCCUGGGCCGCGCUCCGUGACAGCUACCAUGGCACCGUGUGUCUGCGGCACCCCCCCCAGCACGUCGCCAUCGCCGCCCUCUACUUCGCCCUCCUCUGCUAUGGGGUGGAGGUGCCCGCGGACGGUGCGGGGGAGAGGACCUGGUGGCAGGUAGGUAGAGGCACCUCCGAACGCACAUCUCUCCCUCCUCCUCCAGCCUGUUACACAGCAACACGAGGCCAU